AUGGGCUCGACUCCUCCCGUGUUCAUCGGCGCCGAGGAGGUGGAGAAGCACCUGCACCGUGCCAGCCUCCUGCUGCCGGCGCUGGAGGCCGCCCUGGCCAACUUCUCGGCGGGCGCGGCGGGCGGGGUGGUGCAGCCCGUGCGCACCGUGCUGCCCGUGCCCCGCCACGGCGGGUACCUCGGAGUCAUGCCCGCGUACAGUGCUGCGGACGAUGCGCUGACAACCAAGUUGGUGACUUUCUAUGAGCACCUGAAGGACUCCUCUGUGCCUUCUCACCAAGCGACUGUCCUCCUGUUUGACCCCAGCAAUGGUACUUUGAAAGCUGUCCUGGAUGGAAGUGUCAUUACAGCAAAACGAACAGCUGCAGUUUCUGCCAUUGCUACCAAGUUGUUAAUGCCAGCUUUUGCAGAAGUGCUGUGCAUUUUGGGAGCUGGUGUUCAAGCAUACAGCCACUAUGAUAUCUUCACAGAACUGUUCACAUUUAAAGAGGUCAGGAUAUGGAACCGCAGCAAGGAGAAGGCAGUGAAAUUUGCCGGUUCUGUGGGCGGUCCCGUGCGGGUCUGCUCCUCUGCCCAGGAGGCUGUGACAGGGGCUGAUGUGAUCGUGACAGUCACUAUGGCAACAGCUCCCAUCUUAUUCGGGGACUGGGUGAAGCCAGGUGCCCACAUCAAUGCUGUUGGAGCAAGCAGACCAGACUGGAGAGAAUUGGAUGAUGAGUUGAUGAAGAAUUCAGUUCUGUUUGUGGAUUCCAGAGAUGCUGCUCUUACAGAAUCAGGAGAUGUUAUUUUAUCAGGGGCGGAGAUUUUUGCUGAGCUGGGGGAGGUAUUGAAGGGUACAAAACCAGCCCUGCCUGAGAAAACUACAGUGUUUAAAUCAUUGGGGAUGGCAGUUGAAGACACGGUAGCAGCAAAAUUUGUUUAUGAUGCAUGGUCAGCUGGUAACUAA
Messenger RNA from Cinclus cinclus, 945 nucleotides. It is a transcript of the gene CRYM, whose product is annotated as crystallin mu. Gene Ontology annotation, biological process: thyroid hormone metabolic process. NCBI's taxonomy places the organism in Eukaryota, Metazoa, Chordata, Aves, Passeriformes, Cinclidae. Gene Ontology annotation, cellular component: cytoplasm. The record is from RefSeq and is a predicted model, not a curated record. Gene Ontology annotation, molecular function: thyroid hormone binding. The transcript has 8 exons. Bases 1 to 945 code for a protein of 314 amino acids.